Messenger RNA from Melanaphis sacchari, 1559 nucleotides. RefSeq names its product general transcription factor 3C polypeptide 5 (gene l(2)37Cd). Bases 10 to 1536 code for a protein of 508 amino acids. Gene Ontology annotation, cellular component: transcription factor TFIIIC complex. Gene Ontology annotation, biological process: transcription initiation at RNA polymerase III promoter. NCBI's taxonomy places the organism in Eukaryota, Metazoa, Arthropoda, Insecta, Hemiptera, Aphididae. The transcript is spliced from 2 exons. The record is from RefSeq and is a predicted model, not a curated record.
AUUUGAAUCAUGGAAUCGUCUGAAGAAACUAAAAUUAUUAGUCCUUCUAAACUAAAACUUUUAAAUUGUGUAAUAUUUCCUGGUAUUGUUAAUAAUGCUGAACAAGCUAUUGACAGACUUGGAGGUAUCGAUGAAAUUACUUAUGCAUUUGAAAAUUCAGAAGCUACAUUAUCUGUCAACUUAGUAAAAUCAGAAUUUGGACCACCACUCACAGGGAACAAACAUUAUGAACGUUCAUUGUUGAUUGCUGUAAAGACAAAAUAUAAAAUAAAUAAAAAAACUGGUGAAAAAAUUCCUAUAGAAGUGUUACCCGCUAACAUAGUUGGAUGUAUACAAAAAACUUUUACUUUUACAAGUGUUGUGGAUUUUGCAUAUUUUCCACCUAAGCCAAAUUGUUCUGAAUUAUGGCAAACAAAUAAAUUAUUGGAUAUAAAUUGGGCUCUAGAAAAAGAUGUACCUUUAACAUUACUUCCUAGCAAGCUAAGUAAAUUCAAUGAACCUCAGACAGAUUUCUAUGAUCUUAUAAAUCUUAAAAAAUUGGAUAUGUUGUCUAAAAAACAUAGACUCAGACCAUAUGUACGCAAUUUUACUAAGAAUAAUCGUUUUGAGGAUACUGAGCUACCACCCAUGCCUUUGGAUUUAUUAAAGUAUUGUUUAACUGUAAAAAUGUUUUCGCCUGAUGAAAAGAGAUUGAUGGAUAGAUUAUUUGAAAAAAGGCCUAUCUGGGUAAAACCGGCAUUAUUUCAUUUUGCUAAAGUUAUAAAUAAAGAAAAGAUGAAAUACUUAUUGCCGACCACUGCCUAUUUUACCACUACCGGACCUUUUCGACGCAUGUGGGUCAGGCAUGGGUAUAACUACCAAAAUGAUCCAUCUAACUACAUAUAUCAAGUAAUUGAGAUUCGCAAUCAAUGGUUUGAUGAUCACAAUUCGUCUAAUCCUAAAGUAGCAAAGUUCAACAUUGAAGAUUAUAAUCCUAAUACUGCUGAAAAACAAUUCUAUUUUUCUCCAAAUUCAUUUCCUUUAUCAAUUGUUGCUAACUAUCAAUUAUGUGAUAUACAUUUGCCUGAAGUAAAAGAAAUGCUUAAAAAUGUAUCUCUAUCAACUACUUGUAGUAAACAUGCUGGUUGGCUUAAAAAAGAGUUUAUAGAAGACAUAAGAAAUGUUAUGUACGGAUAUUUAGAAAGAGCAUGGCAAAUGUAUUUAGCUGGUAAUUUACCUACUUGUGGAAAUGAACAUAUUAAGUUAUAUAGUAAUUAUAUGGAGGAAGACAAUUUAGAUUUUACUAGACAACAAAUUAUGAGAAGGUUGGAAGAAGUAAUUGACGAAGAUAAACAAAAUGAGGAUGAAUAUGAGUGUUCCUCAGAAAUUGAAGUGGCUAGAGAUGAAUAUGAAAACUGGUCUACUAAUCUAGAUCGCGAAGAACUUGCUAAAAUAAUUUUUUCAGAUAAUCAUAUUAAAGCAGAGGUUCCAAAUUCAAAUCCUUGUAGUGAUGAAGAAGAUGAUGCAGAUUUAAAAAUGGAUAAUAUGGAAAUAUGAAUAGUUUAAGUAAUUAUUUUUCA